AUGUCGGAUUCAAUUGUAUCAUCACUCAAUUUUGCUACUUCACAAACAUAUAUUUAUAUGGGCGUACCAUUUAUUAUUGGUGGAGUUAUUGGUGGAUUGCUCAAUAUUAUUAUUUUUCUUAGUCUACAAAUUUAUCGACAAAGUUCAAGUGCAUUUUAUUUAACUGUCGUAUCAAUUAUAAAUAUUGGUCAAUUAUUGACAGGUUUACUUUCAUAUGUUCUAGUCAAUAUAGUUGGUAUUGAUUGGAUAGAAUCAUCAGUAGUUUUGUGCAAAUUAAGAUAUACUGCUUUUCAAGCAUGUGGAAUUAUUUCGCCAACAUGUUUAUGUUUAGUAACAAUUGACCAAUUCUUAGCAAUAUCUACUCGUCUGCGAUGGCAACAAUGGAGUAAUAUUAAAAUUGCUCAUCGUUUAUUAUUUGCUUCGAUUACCUUUUGGCUUCUCUAUGGAAUUCCAUAUCUAUUCUAUUACAAUCCAACUGUAUCACCUUUCACAAAAAUAACAAGUUGUAUAAUAACCAAUGCUGUCUAUUCAAAAUAUAAUACUACUGUUCAUGUUCCUGUAUUCAUGUUUGUUCUUCCCCUUUGCAUUACAAUUAUUUUUGGUUCACUUGCUUAUCGUAGUGUUAGAGAUCUUGCUCAUCGAACAAUUCCGCUUGUUCGUCGUCGACAUGGAAUUCAACUAACAGUUAUGGUUCUUGUUCAAAUUAUUUUCAAUGCAUUUGCGACUACUCCUGUAUUUAUUACACGCAUUGUCGUAUCAAAUGUAAGUUUUAGUAAUGAUCCAAUUACUGCAGCUCAAAUACGAUUUGCUAUUGCUUUGACGACUUGUAUUUAUUAUUCAUAUUAUGCAAUUCCAUUCUAUAUUUAUAUAUGUGUGUCUGAUCGAUUUCGAAAACAACUUCGUUAUGUAAUAAUUGAUAUGCAUUUAAAUCGAUGGCGAAGAAUAAAAAGAAAUGACAUUGUACCUCAAAUUCAAAUAGUAUCGAGCAAUGAAAUAAAAGACGCAACUACGAAAGGCAUUGAACUUAUUCAAUAA
Molecule: messenger RNA, 1035 nt
Organism: Adineta steineri
Lineage: Eukaryota; Metazoa; Rotifera; Eurotatoria; Adinetida; Adinetidae
Source: the annotation of a GenBank genome assembly